AUGCCCGAGUCUGGCUGGCUGCAAUGGACCAUCAUCCUCGUCCUGACCGCCCUUUUCCUGUCACUCGUCGUCGUUGCCCAAGUCGUCGCCACCUACUGGGCAGCCUACCUCGCCGCGCCCCAGGAAAUCGUCACCUUUAUUGACACGGUCGAUUUUUCCAUACAAGAAAACGAGAGCUAUGACCGGGACGUGGCCAAGGUCCAGCGACUCGAGGACAAGAUUCGCCUGGGCCAGCUGCUCCGCGAGAUACAGAAGGGCGGCGACGACUUGCGCGAGCAGCUCAACAGCCUGGUGGUUUCCGAUGGCGCGACGACCCUCAGGACGAGCACGAGGCUGCUCUGGGGCGCAAAGCGAGCUCAGCUCGAGGACAGGGUGCGCCGCCUGGAUCUGUUGAGGAUGCGCUUUCUCGUCGUCUACAUGGGCAUCAUGACAUCUGUGGUCGACCGGAACCCUCCCCCUCCACCCCCGCUGCCUCGGGACCCCGAGAAGAUCAUGUCCUUUUCGAGCCCCACGAAGCCCUCGCUAAAGAAGUCACUUACUGAGACCGUGGUGAAGCGCCCGCCCUUGAGACGUCUCACCACCCAGGCUAUCGGCCACCAGGAAAAUGUCAUUACACCUCAUAGGAAGGGGUGGGCAGGUGUCGUCCAAGAGCUCCAGACCUCACCGCGGAUGCAGCAACGACAUGCUUCGAUAGAGCUCGCCAUGGCACAACCGACCCCGUAG
Molecule: messenger RNA, 723 nt
Organism: Metarhizium brunneum ARSEF 3297
Lineage: Eukaryota; Fungi; Ascomycota; Sordariomycetes; Hypocreales; Clavicipitaceae
Source: RefSeq, a predicted model, not a curated record